AUGGCUAGCCCAGUCUUCCCUGCUCAGCUGGACAGACAAUUUAAAUUCCAGAGUCCUUGCAGAAGUUCCUUCAGGAACAGAAUUCAAGACAUGUGUUUAUUACAGUCAGAAGCACCAGUAACAGGGAAAGAGGCACUAGAAAAACACCCCAACUCACCAAUGACAGCAAAGCAGAUAUUGGAAGUCAUUCAGAAAGAAGGAUUAAAAGAAACAAGUGGAACUUCUCCAUUAGCCUGUCUGAAUGCAAUGCUUCACACUAACACCCGAAUAGGGGAUGGAACAUUCUUCAAAAUCCCUGGAAAGUCAGGCCUCUAUGCUCUCAAAAAAGAGGAGUCGUCAUGCCCAGCUGAUGGAACAUUGGAUUUAGGCUGUGAGUCUGAAUUAGAUGGCGCAGAAAUGGCGGAGGCCAAUGCCAAUGGAGAAGGAAAUGGAGUUUGUGCGAAGCAGGUAACUGAUGAAGCAUCUUCCACUCGAGAUUCAAGCCUUACUAACACAGCAGUGCAAAGCAAGUUAGUGUCUUCCUUUCAGCAACACACCAAAAAGGCUCUUAAACAGGCUUUGAGGCAGCAGCAGAAAAGAAGAAAUGGAGUCUCAAUGAUGGUCAACAAGACUGUUCCUCGUGUUGUUUUGACACCAUUAAAGGUGUCUGAUGAGCAGUCGGAUUCGCCUUCAGGAUCUGAAUCUAAAAAUGGUGAAGCAGACAGUUCAGAUAAAGAAAUGAAACAUGGGCAAAAAUCUCCCACAGGAAAACAAACAAGUCAGCACUUAAAACGAUUAAAAAAGUCUGGUUUAGGACACUUGAAAUGGACCAAAGCUGAGGACAUUGACAUAGAAACCCCAGGAUCUAUUCUUGUCAACACUAACUUGAGGGCAUUAAUAAACAAACAUACGUUUGCUUCCUUACCUCAGCAUUUUCAACAAUACCUCCUGCUUUUGCUCCCGGAAGUGGAUAGGCAGAUGGGAAGUGAUGGAAUUUUACGCCUCAGUACUUCAGCUCUAAAUAAUGAAUUCUUUGCAUAUGCAGCUCAAGGAUGGAAGCAGCGACUGGCAGAAGGAGAAUUUACUCCAGAAAUGCAGUUGCGGAUAAGGCAAGAAAUUGAGAAGGAAAAGAAAACAGAACCUUGGAAAGAAAAAUUCUUUGAAAGGUUUUAUGGAGAAAAGUUAGGCAUGUCAAGAGAGGAAUCGGUGAAGCUCACUUCUGGACCAAACAAUGAUGGAGCUGAAAGUGGUUCCUCAUGUGGGACCUCUGGCCUUCCAGGUCUUUCUGCACAGACUCACUUGGAAGAACAACAGCCAAAAAGCAUGAAAAGUCCAACUUCUCCAGAGCCUGAUUUCUGUGCUACGCUUUGCCCUAUGGUAGAUAUGGGUAAGGAUGUAAUGGCAGAAUCAGAAUCAGAAGAUAUCUUGAUCCCUGAAGAAUCUGUGAUUCAGGAGGAAAUUGCAGAAGAGGUCGAGACUAGUAUCUGUGAAUGCCAGGAUGAAAAUCAUAAGACAAUACCUGAAUUUUCUGAGGAGUCUGAAAGUCCAGCCAACUCUCAUGAAGAGCCCCAAAUAGUACCUCCUGAAGAUAACUUGGAAUCCUGUGUUAUGAUGAAUGAUGUUUUAGAAACUUUGCCUCAUAUUGAAGUUAAGGUGGAAGAGAAAUUAGAAUCUCCCCAGGAAGAAAUGUCGGUUGUUAUUGAUCAACUAGAAGUCUGUGACUCUCUUGUUCCUUCCAUUUCAUCUGUGACUCACGUCAGUGACACAGAACAUAAGGAGCCAGAAACGUCAAUAGAGACCAAUUCUCCGAAAAUAAAAAUAGGGUCCUCUUCUUUAGACGGCCAAUUUCCAAAUGAAGGAAUUGCUGUGGAUAUGGAGCUACAGAGUGAUCCUGAUGAACAGCUUUCUGAAAAUGCUUGCGUCUCUGAAACGUCAUUCUCUUCUGAGAGCCCAGAGGGAGGCUGUACCAGUCUGACGUCCCCAGGAGGGGAAACCCAGUCUACUUCAGAAGAAUCAUGUACUCCAGCCUCCCUUGAGACAACAUUCUGUUCUGAGGUGUCUAGCACUGAAAAUGCAGACAGAUAUAAUCAGAGAAAUCCCACUGAUGAAAACCUUCAUGCAUCUUUGAUGUCAGAAAUUUCUCCAAUAUCCACUUCACCUGAAAUAUCAGAAGCAUCUCUGAUGUCCAAUUUACCUUUAACAUCAGAAGCAUCCCCGGUAUCAAAUUUACCUUUGACAUCAGAAACAUCACCCAUGUCUGAUUUACCUUUGACCUCAGAAACUUCUUCAGUCUCUUCCAUGCUUCUUACAUCUGAAGCCACUUUUAUCUCCAGUUUGCCACUUCCUUCAGAAACAUCUCCAAUUUCUAAUUCUUCCAUGAAUGAGAGAAUGAUGCGUCAACAAAGAAGGUCACCUUCUAUAUCCGAAGAACCACUGUCACCACAGAAAGAUGAAGCUUCUGCCCUUGCCAAACCCCUGGGUGAGAGCCUUAUUUCUCAGCAGAAGACCCUCUCUAGUACUCCUGAACCCAUCAAAAUGGGUUCUUCUUCCAUUGCUCCUGAAGCAUUUCCAUCUGAAGAAUUGCACAAUAAGACCCUGAGCCAGCAGCCUUGUAAAUCACGUAUUGAAACUGAGAAUCCCUAUCCUGCUUUGAUUCCAGAACUUCCUCCUACAGAAAUGAUAAAAGUUAAAAAUCAUAAUGUCCUGCAAAGAACAGAAAAGAAAGGAGUGUCUUCACCAUUAGAAUUAUCUGUCUUUUCUGAAGAAACAGAGAGUAAGGGAAAUGAGCUUACGUCACCUAAAUUACAGGACAAGCAAUAUGUCUCAUCAGUGGAUAAGGCCUCAUUUUCAGAAGGCUCUAAAAAUAAAACACAUAAGCAAGGGAGCUCACAGAAUCGGUUGGAGACCUCGCAUACUUCCAAGUUGUCAGACCCCUCCAAGUCACCUGAUGGGAUAAGAAAUGAAAGUAGAGAAUCCGAGAUAUCAAAGAGGAAAACUGCAGAGCAGCACAGCUUUGGAAUCUGUAAGGAAAAGAGGGCUAGGAUAGAAGAUGAUCAGUCAACCCGGAACAUAUCAUCUAGCAGCCCACCAGAGAAAGAACAGCCUCCAAGAGAGGAACCCAGGGUUCCACCUCUCAAGAUCCAGCUUUCCAAAAUUGGGCCACCUUUUAUCAUCAAGAGCCAACCAGUCUCCAAACCAGAGUCUCGAGCAUCCCCCAGCACAUCCGUCAGUGGUGGGAGGAACACAGGAGCCAGGACCCUCGCGGAUAUCAAGGCCCGAGCCCAGCAAGCAAGGGCCCAACGAGAGGCGGCGGCUGCGGCUGCUGUGGCCGCCGCUGCGAGCAUCGUCUCCGGAGCCAUGGGGAGCCCAGGAGAGGGUGGAAAGGCGAGAACCCUGGCGCACAUCAAAGAACAGACAAAGGCGAAGCUCUUUGCAAAGCAUCAAGCCAGAGCCCACCUCUUCCAGAACUCUAAAGAGACCCGGUUGCCUCCGCUUGGCUCAAAGGAAGGGCCUCCAAGCUUAGAAGUCUCUUCUACUCCUGAAACAAAAAUCGAAGGUUCAACUGGUGUCAUUAUUGUCAAUCCAAACUGUAGAUCUCCUACCAACAAGUCUGCGCACCUCCGGGAGACCACCACUGUAUUACAGCAGUCUCUUAACCCGAUGAAACUUCCAGAAACUGCCACUGACUUAUCUGUGCACAGUUCUGAUGAAAAUAUACCUGUGUCACAUUUAUCUGAGAAAAUUGUUUCAUCUACCUCUUCUGAAAAUAGCAGUGUGCCCAUGCUUUUUAAUAAAAAUUCUGUCCCUGUGUCUGUUUGCAGCACUGCUGUGUCGGGAGCAAUUAAAGAACAUCCCUUUGUGAGUUCUGUUGAUAAAUCCUCUGUUCUAAUGUCUGUUGACAGUGCAAACACUACAAUUUCUGCUUGUAAUAUAAGCAUGUUAAAAACCAUCCAGGGAACUGACACUCCAUGCAUAGCCAUUAUACCAAAAUGUAUUGAAAGCACUCCUCUUCCCACCACUGCAGAGGACUCCAGCUUAUCGAGCUCCAUGGAUGACAAGCAGUUGCUAAUAUCAAGCAGCAGUGCUAGUAACUUAGUGUCCAGUCAGUACACCUCUGUGCCAACUCCCUCCGUUGGAAAUAAUUUGCCAAACCAUCUCUCCACUAGCUCGGUCUUGAUUCCCCCAACGGGAAUUAACAACAGAUUUCCUUCUGAGAAGAUAGCCAUGCCUGGGAGUGAAGAACAGGCCACCGUAUCCAUGGGUACCACUGUGAGAGCAGCCCUCAGCUGCAGGGAUUCAGUAGCAGUCACAGACACUCUGGUUGCACGCCCACCUGUCGCAAUGUUUACUGGAAGCAUGCUAACAAUAAACUCUUAUGAGAGUGCUCCCAAGUUAAGUGUUGAAAGCUUGGACAAAAAUUCAGGGCCUCGAAACAGGGCAGACAAUUCUGGGAAACCUCAGCAACCUCCAGGGGGCUUUGCACCAGCAGCCAUAAACAGAUCAAUUCCGUGUAAAGUCAUCGUUGACCACAGCACCACGCUGACCUCCACUUUGUCUCUGACUGUCUCCAUUGAAAGUGCAGAAGCCAACUUGGACCUCCAGAGCAGAUCAGUGAGGACAGAAGCAUCCAUACAGCCCAUGGCAUGUCCUCAGGUGUCUGUUAUUAGCAGGCCUGAGCCAGUUGCAAAUGAAGGCGUAGAUCAUGGUUCUAGUUUCAUCGCUGGUUCUGCAGCAAAACAAGACUGUAAAACGAUUCAGGCUGCCAGCACAGGUCUCCGAGAAGUACCCCUUGUUGUUCCAGAUAAAUUAAAUGAGGUGACUGCUCCUAGUAGUGGCUUUGCUGAGCAGGCACGUGGCCCCACCACUUUCAAAAGUGAAGCAGACACAACCUGUAGCAAUCAAUAUAACUCAAACAACCGGAUUUGCUGGAAUGAUGACGGGAUGAGGAGCACGGGCCAGCCUCUGGUUAGUCACUCUGGUUCAAGUAAACAGAAAGACUAUCUAGAGCAGGGCUGUCCAAAGGCUAUCAAAACGGAACACGCCAGCUACUCGCACAUGUCGGAACUUCACCCCAGGAAUCUCAUAACAAGUGUCUCUCUCCCUGUGAAGUCUGAACCUCAUGAAGUGGACAAGGGCUUUAGAAUGGACACUGAAGACUUCCCUGGCCCUGAGCUGCCUCCUCCGGCCGCAGAGGCAGCCCCUAGUAUGCAACAGGCACCGAACGUGAAGGCUCCCACCUCUGGUCCCAUGGAAGAGGCGAUUUCUUUGCCUACAGACACCCUGAAAAGAGUUCCCAGUGCAGGGAGCUCAAGCUGUCGUCUCUCGUCUGUGGAGGCUAACAAUCCCCUGGUGACACAGUUACUACAGGGUAACCUGCCUUUGGAAAAAGUGUUGCCGCAGCCCAGAUUGGGAGCCAAGCUCGAAAUUAACAGGCUUCCUCUGCCUCUUCAAACUACCUCAGUGGGUAAAUCAGCACCAGAGAGGAGCAUUGUCGAAAUGCCGUCCAGCUCUCCCAAUCCUGACGGGAAGGGCUACUUGGCAGGGACUCUUGCACCACUGCAAAUGAGAAAGCGAGAGAACCACCCCAAAAAGAGAGUAGCCAGGACUGUGGGCGAACACACUCAAGUUAAAUGUGAGCCAGGGAAAUUGUUGGGGGACCCAGAUGUGAAAGGGGUGCCUUGUGUCAUCAACUCAGGCGUGAAUCAGCUGGGACACAGCCAGCCUUUUAAGCAAGAGUGGCUGAACAAGCACCCCAUGCAGACCAGAAUUGUUCACAGCCCUGAGGUCAAGCAGCAGAAGCGGCUGCUCCCCUCCUGUAGCUUCCAGCAGAACCUAUUUCACGUGGACAAGAAUGGCGGCUUCCACCCCGACGCUGGUACCUCACACAGACAGCAGUUUUACCAAAUGCCUAUGGCUGCCAGAGGCCCCAUGCCUACUGCAGCUCUGUUACAGGCCCCUGCCAAGCCUCCAGUGGGCUGUAAUGCAUUUGCCUUCAGUCGGCAUCUUGAACAAAAGGGAUUGGGAGAAGCUGGCCUUUCUUCUGCACCUCACCAGCUAAGGUUAGCCAACAUGUUAUCCCCCAGCAUGCCCGUUAAAGAAGGUGAUGACACAGGAGGGGCUGCACGUGCGAUGCCAAACAAAGCACUGGUGCAUCCCCCACCCCCUCCACCCCCCCCCCCUCCACCCUUGGCGUUGCCCCCGCCUCCCCCCCCACCACCUCCGCUACCUCCACCUCUUCCUAAUGCAGAAGUCCCAUCCGAUCAGAAACAACCACCAGUUACCAUGGAAACCACUAAGAGACUUAGUUGGCCACAGUCCACGGGCAUAUGUAGCAAUAUAAAACCGGAACCUCUUUCUUUUGAGGAGGGUUUAAGCAGCAGCUGUGAACUGGGCAUGAAACAAGUUUCCUAUGACCAGAAUGAAAUGAAAGAACAGUUAAAAGCAUUUGCGCUAAAAAAUGCAGAUUUCUCUUCCUAUUUGCUUUCUGAGCCACAAAAGCCUUUUGCCCAAUUAGCUGCUCAGAAAAUGCAGGUGCAGCAACAACAGCAGCUCUGUGGAAAUUAUCCAACAAUACACUUUGGGAGCACGAGCUUCAAAAGGGCAGCCUCGGCAAUUGAAAAGUCCAUUGGGAUUUUGGGAAGUGGCUCCGGUGCUGCCACAGGGCUGCCUUGUCAGAACGCUCCGAUGCCCGUUCAGAACUUUGCCGACAGCAGCAACAAGGAUGAAUUGGAACUGAAAUGCUCUUGCCGGCUGAAAGCCAUGAUUGUGUGCAAAGGCUGCGGGGCCUUCUGCCAUGACGACUGCAUAGGGCCUUCGAAACUCUGUGUAGCUUGCCUGGUUGUGCGAUAAGAGCUGAAUGAAAGAUGCAGUAUCCCUUUUCAACACGGAAAAGCCAACGGCGCCAGCAACAACAAAUUGGAUAACUCAGUGGUUUAUAUCGUGCUAAUUUAUUUUACUUUGGAACAGAUUAUUGUUUCUCUAUGGGAUUAUUAUUUUCUUGCCUUUCUCGGAAAGGGGAGAUUGCAUCCCACCUGAGUGGCUCUGCAGCACGUCUUUGGCGUAGUUAGUUGCCGUUCCCAGCUUUGGAAAAUUUCUGUCCGUGUGUACACAGGGCACUACCCCGUUUGCUUUUUUAAAGUCCAGGUGUAGAUAGGAAAAGGACAUUUUAAAUUACUUAAUACUAAGCAGAAAUGCAGAAGUAGAGAAUGGUAAACACGAUUUAAGGUGGUUAUGCAUCCUUCUGUAGAGUCACCAUUACGGCAGGGGUUUGCACAGUGGACUCUCUGGACCUACUGUCACCACAGUGAUUAAGUCAUUUGGAAAGGGGAAUCUGAUUUAAAUGUGUGAUUCCUUGUGUUUACUCAUAUCACAAAAGAUCCAUUAAAGGAGGUGUGUGGUUAAUGAACUCCACUGUCCUUAUUCUCUUUCCUCCCUUUUUACUCUUUGCAGAGACUGGGGGACUAUCUGGAUCUGCCUUGGACGCUGUACGCACUGUAGUGAAAUGUCUUAUACCUGAAAUUGCAGUGUGGGCCACAUCCCCACUCAUCUGCCUCGAGCCCUUUGACACCUGGUGCCGUAAGAUCAGUUGGCCCACAGAGAGCCAUAGGCCCAGAGGAAUUCAGAGCUUCAUGUGUGGCUUUUAAGAAUACGUAUGAAAAAAAUGCCCUAAAAUUCAAACCAAACAAAUAAAACGCUGUGUAUGCAAAC
Molecule: messenger RNA, 7686 nt
Organism: Ceratotherium simum simum (southern white rhinoceros)
Lineage: Eukaryota; Metazoa; Chordata; Mammalia; Perissodactyla; Rhinocerotidae
Source: RefSeq, a predicted model, not a curated record